Messenger RNA from Cordyceps militaris CM01, 1332 nucleotides. Its product is annotated as BSD domain-containing protein. NCBI's taxonomy places the organism in Eukaryota, Fungi, Ascomycota, Sordariomycetes, Hypocreales, Cordycipitaceae. Gene Ontology annotation, cellular component: cytoplasm. The record is from RefSeq and is a predicted model, not a curated record. The transcript has 3 exons. Bases 1 to 1332 code for a protein of 443 amino acids.
AUGGGCAAUGGCCUGUGCUGGAUCGUGGCUCAACCCCACCAGGCGCUAACUGGCUCCAAGUUACCUAGCUUCGUUGAUGGCCUACGCAUUGUCUCGACUCAAGUAAUUAACUACCCAGUUCUCAUCACACAUCUGGAGGAACACAACCCGGCGACCGAAUCGGAAAGCAUGGAUCUGGCAUACGACCACAUUCAAGAGGAGGCCUUUCGCCGGGAUACGCCCAAACCCGGCGAGCAGGCCUCGGAGCAACCUCCCGCCGCGUCCCUGAAUGACGAGAUUCAGGAUGCCUACAAGGCCUUCUCUGCCAGCCCCUGGGGCGCCAAGAUUGGCGGUUUCUUUGGCAGCAUGGUGAAGCAGGGAGAAUCCGUCUACAACCAAGCCUCCAAGGAGCUGGCCGAAGUGAGCGGAGACGCCACCAAGGGCUUGGCCGACCUGCGCGAAACAAUCAUCAGCCGAACCCGCGGCAUGUCGAUAAACGGCACCGGCGCGCAAGCAACCAGAUCCGGCGCGGACGACGAGGGCACUCCCCCUGCAAUCGGUGCCAGCACCGACUCGGAGACGUACCUGUCACGGCUACGGACCGAGGCCGCCAAGCGACUCAAGGACCUCCAGAGCGCCGAAGACGCCGCCGAUGAGGCGCUCCUCCGCUUCGGCAGCAACGUGCGCGACUUCUUACGCGAUGCCAUCCAAGUGGCGCCUCCCGCCGAGGGCGCCGAGGACAGCACAGUGCUCUUUGAGAGCAAAGACGCCUCUGGCAAGCGCGUCAUCCACACGUCCCGAUUCGACGCGCAGCUUCAUGUCAUCCACACCUCGACCGACAGCUUCGCCAAGGACCCCGAAGGCGACGAAUACAACAAGUUCACAUCCGAGUUUGACGUGGAGAAGAAGACGGCUGACAUUGCGUCGGACCUGGAUAAGUACCCGGAGCUGCGCACCACGAUGGAGAAGCUGGUGCCUGAUCACAUCUCAUAUGCCGACUUCUGGAAGCGCUACUACUUUCUUCGCCGGGGUAUUGAAGAUGCCGAGUCUCGUCGCAAAGAGCUCCUCAAAGCUGCCGCUGCGGAAGACGAGGUCGGCUGGGACGACGAUGAAUCCGACGACGAGGGCACCGCGCCCAAGAAGCCCGCCUCUGUCGAGUCGUCCACCACCAUCAAUCCCAAAAAGGAUGGUCUGCUCAAGCCCGAAGUGCGCAAGUCCAACGAUGAGAAGUCGCAGGCUGAUAGCGAGGCGAGCUACGACGUGGUUGGCGGCACCUCGGGCUUGCCCAGCCAAGCAGCGAGCAGCCCGAAGGAAUCGAAGAAGGACGAAGACAGCGACGACGAUUGGGAGUAA